AUGCCCUUAACUUCAUCUGACGAUAGAAUCGAGGAGCAGAGCUGCAAUCCGGACCGUGCAACGCCACAGAAAGCCAAGGAAAUGGAAAGGCGUCAUAGAAGAAAUGAAGAUUUGGCCCGCUUCAUUCUCACCCGGUCCUCGUUGUACCUGCAUCGCUUCAACAAGGCAGUAUCGGAAAUUGCCGCCCGGUACCGACUGCAGGAAAUAGCGCAAGCCAUUUUCGCCAGCCUGCAGCAGUACCCUAUCCUGGCGCUUGCGGUAGCCAUCGCGAUAUUCACGCUCACGCUACCGUUCCUGGUGUUUGUCUUCUUCACCAUGACCACUGCGGUGGUGGCCUUUACCGGCUUCAUCAUGAUAGAAGGGGCGCUCAUAAUGGCUGCCUCGGUAAUGCUAGUAAGUUUGCUCAUUGGCGUAUUUCUAGUGAUGGCCAUUUUGGGGCUAAUAUUUCUCACCGGGUGUCUGGGCAUAUCGCGCGCCUACGAAUGUGUGACUCGCUUUAAGGUGGAUGAUUUGCGUGAAUAUUUGCGGGACAAUUAG
This is a messenger RNA of Anopheles maculipalpis, 537 nucleotides long. RefSeq lists its product as uncharacterized. The record is from RefSeq and is a predicted model, not a curated record. The transcript has 3 exons. Bases 1 to 537 code for a protein of 178 amino acids. Lineage: Eukaryota; Metazoa; Arthropoda; Insecta; Diptera; Culicidae.